Macrobrachium nipponense is the source of this 11720-nucleotide messenger RNA. RefSeq names its product CCR4-NOT transcription complex subunit 6-like. Gene Ontology annotation, cellular component: nucleus; CCR4-NOT complex; cytoplasm. The coding region runs from base 1292 to 4201 and encodes 969 amino acids. Gene Ontology annotation, molecular function: protein binding; poly(A)-specific ribonuclease activity. The record is from RefSeq and is a predicted model, not a curated record. The transcript has 10 exons. Gene Ontology annotation, biological process: nuclear-transcribed mRNA poly(A) tail shortening. Lineage: Eukaryota; Metazoa; Arthropoda; Malacostraca; Decapoda; Palaemonidae.
GAAUGCGGUAAUCAGUGUGUCAGUGGCAGUUGAAAGGGAAGGGUGUCUCCGUCGGAUCGACAUGGAGUUCCGACACGUGAUGUGACGAUGGCCGAUGAGGGAAGUCGGUCGGACCGAAAAGCCUCAUGGGGAACGAGUGCCUUUCAGUGUGCCAUUAUCUUUUCCGGUGUAAGGAAGUGAAAUACCAGGACAGAAGAAGCGAUGUCAGAGGUGUUAUGUGGUGAAAGUGGAUUAAGAGGGAAUGUGCAAAUUACUUGUGUUUUGUGUUUUCUUCGUUUUGCGAUGCUAGACAUCGGGAGUGAAGUUGUUGCUGUGCUUCUCUUUGGCCUGACUUGAUUGUUUUGAAUCUGUAUCGACCGACUCGCUGGAAAAUCAGAGUUUAGUGCCGAGUAUAUCGGAUCUUCCUUAAAGUUUUCUCCAACCAUGAUUACAUUACACUACCGACUGUGAUAAGUAUAGGAUCUCAAGAGAAACGUUGAUUACUUUUGCACGGGAGUUAUGAAGCGAUUAAGUAGCAUCUCUUUUAUGAAGUGAUUAAGAAGCAUAUCUUUUAUAAUCUGCGAUAUAAGUCAAAUAAUAGUCUUUUCGGUCAUAUGGAAAGGUCUUUGGCUGCAGAGAAGAGAAUGUCGUUCAGUAACAGAAAGUAGGAGAGAUUUGAGAGAAGCGAAAGCAACAGGUCGGGAACAGCGAGUAAACAAAAACAAGAAAAUGACCGAAGAGAAAGUUGGCACCGUCGCCGAAUCAUAAUCUGCCAAGAAGGAGAGAAAGACAUUUUUUGUCACUCGAAGCAAAUCAAAGCUAUCAAGACAAACUUUUGACCCAAGUCAAUUUAGGUUCGGUUCAUUAACUUAGAUACAUUUGUUGACCAUUGUUGUGGGGACAACACCGCUGUGGAACUGACCCUUCCAACUUACACUCAGGAUUAAUAUUGUUAUGAAUAUAAGUAUUGAUUAAUCAUUAUUGUUUAUUUUUGAGUAACCAUCUCAGGAUCUGUCUCUUGGAAGUGUUUUGUUGUCUCCCCAGUUUUUAGGGGAAGAUUCUUGCCUACACACAGAAUCUCUUCUCCAUCCAUUGCCAGUUCUCGUAAGAGCUGCCUUUCUACUCUAAAGAUUUUCUACAUUAUUCCUGUCGUUGCUGUUACCAUUAUUGCCUCCAUUGUUGCUGUUUGUACUGAAAUAGAAAUGUCUCGGCGAUUUUAGAAACACAUCUGGUCAUAUUUCUCUUUUAGAAUUCACCGUAAUUCCGACGUCUUUCUUAUUCAUUUUGUUGUCCAUUUGUUAUUGUUAUCAGUAUGCAUGACGUGGAAAGAUACCGGGGUCCAUGCCUCAUUGUGGCCAAACCAGGUAAUAGUGGUGGUGUCAGUCCCCCUCACGGAGGCGGAGGAGGAGGAGGACAAGGACAAGGAGGGGGAAGAGCUCGUCGACAUCCAAGCCAGGAUGGGACACCACACUGUCGUCCUGCAGGAGGAGGUAAAACAGCAUCAGGUGGUUCACAGCGGCAUUCGACGUCCGGUGGUACAAUGCAUCAUGCCCACGGUGGGGCAGGAGGAGGUCCUUCCGGCAGAGGGGACAGUGCAUAUGGUCUGGAGGGUAGUGGAGGAGGGUCACCUCUCACUGGCAUGCCCCUGUUUUCCUUCAUGCAUCAACGUCGGUCGUCAGGAAGGUCCAUCGCUCGACCUCAGAAUCACUACAGCCAUCAGAGGCCACACCACCACUUACAGCAUUCGUCUUCCAGUGCCCAUCAUAAUCAGCAUAGUGGUCAUUCACAUCAUCCUCAGCAACAACACCCGUCAAAGAGCCAACCUGACGGCUGUGGAGUUGAUGGGGAAGAGAUGGACGAUGUCGAGCUGCUUCCCUUGGCACAGUUGGCACUCCACACGCAUGGCCAUCCUCUUAUCCUCACAGGAACGAGAGGAGCAGCGGGUGGCAAUGGGUCUUCCAUGAGAGGAAGCAGUGCACCUCCACCUCCAACCAGACACAUCCAGAACAACCACAGUAGUCAUAUGAAUAGUAACAGUCAUAGUCAUAAAGGCAAUCAUGGUCAUAACAAUAACCAACACGCUCAAACGGCGUCAAGUGAUUAUCACCACCAUAAUCAUCACCACCAGACCACCCCAACCCAUCAGACAACGGCAGCCCCCGCUGCUGCUGCCAGUGACAGUGUGUCUGUGACCUCGGAUGAAGGCAGCAUAGGUCAUGCCGAUAACUGCCUGCCUAGGAUUAUCAAACCUCGAAAACGUCGUAAGAAAGACCGCAAGCCGACGGCAGCAGGCUCUCCACCACCUUUGCAAGGUGGAGCUGGGGAUGUUGGCCAAGAUACCAUGGGUACCAUAGUGACUUUGAAACCUUAUAUGCCCAUGUGUUAUAACUACAAUGAUCCUAAACGUGAAACUGUAAGAUUCCACGAGGACAGUAAGAAAAGUAGUGACCUGGGUCUUGUGCCUUUAAGUGGUGGUGGUGUUGGGUGCGCUUGUGACCAUUGUGUUGCUGGACAGAUGUUUCCAACUCCCCCUCCGUCACCUGCAUCCUCGGCUUCUUCGUCGUCGUCGUCAUCUACUGUCAUAUCAUCAUCUUGUUCUUCCUCUUCAGAGGAUGAACCACUGUAUGGCAUUGUGAGUGGGGGAGUAGGGUCCUCCAACAGAGAGGCUUGUGGGUACAUAGGGGGAGAUGGGGAUUUUUUGGGGGCACAAGGAGACUGUGGCAAACAGCUUGUCAGAUCGCUCAGUGAACCUCAGGCACGGCCGAGGCUUCACAUCUCUUCGUCGAUCAGCCAAUCCUUUGCUGGGCACAGGGAUUUAGAUAUACGUAUUGUACGAAGCACUGCCAGGGAUGUGCCCCCUAUGCGGACGAGGCACUGGUCUGUGCCUGCAGUUGCAAGGCACCGUCCAAAUCAGCUGCACCAUUACCUGAAUCAAGGGGAUCCGUUCAGUGGAUCUUCAUUUCCUUCGUCACCACCCUCCAUGUUGGACAGAUAUUUUAUGUAUCAGAAUCUUGAAGUAACUACCCCACAUCCACCCGAGAGACCUUGGAUCCGUUUAGUGGAGUCUGAUUUAACCAAGCCGUCAUGUAUAUUCACUGUUAUGUGUUAUAAUGUAUUGUGUGACAAGUACGCAACGCGGCAAAUGUACGGUUACUGUCCAUCAUGGGCGUUAGAGUGGGAAUAUAGAAAGAAAGGAAUCAUGGACGAAAUAAAACACUAUAUGGCUGAUAUCAUCACGCUUCAGGAAGUGGAAACCGACCAGUUCUACAAUUUCUUCUUGCCAGAACUUAAAAACGAGGGAUAUGAAGGGAUAUUCUCUCCCAAGUCUCGUGCGAAGCACAUGACAGAAAACGAGAGGAAAUAUGUUGAUGGUUGUGCCAUUUUCUGGAGAACAAACAAGUUUGCCCUGGUUAAAGAGCGCUUAAUAGAAUUUAACCAACUUGCGAUGGCCAAUCAUGACGGUUCAGAGGAUAUGCUGAACCGCGUAAUGACGAAGGACAACAUCGGUCUAGCAGCGUUACUAGAAACAAAAGAAGCAGCCUGGGAAAACUCUGUUCUACCAGACAAGUCCCAGAUCAACCAACACAUCCUUGUCUGUACAGCACACAUCCAUUGGGACCCUGAGUUUAGAGACGUAAAACUUAUUCAGACAAUAAUGCUGAUGAGCGAGAUACGUCAAAUAAUCACUCAGAUAGUUGAGGAAUUCCAACAUCGAACCAGGUCUGGCAGGAAAUUGGAUCCUAAUGCCAUUCAGUUACUGCUGUGCGGUGACUUGAAUUCUUUACCUGAAUCUGGUGUGGUGGAAUUCCUAACAAAAGGGAAUGUUUCAAUGGACCAUGAAGACUUCAAAGGGUUUGGUUAUAAGACUUGUCUCCAGAAAAUAGCCAUGGCCAAUGCAGCUAACCCUCCUUUAGUAAAUACAAACUCCAACAUCUACACUCACUCGUUUAGAUUAUCUGCAGCAUAUGAUUUUUCCAUAAUGGCAUACACAAAUUAUACGUAUGAUUUUAAAGGAAUCAUAGACUACAUCUUCCACAAUUCUGAGACAAUGACAGCCCUAGGUGUCCUGGGCCCAAUCGACCCAGAAUGGUUUAGGGAGAAUAAGGUUAUGGGAUGUCCUCACCCCCACAUCCCAUCAGAUCAUUUUCCACUUCUGGUGCAGCUGGAGAUGCGUCCUGUGCCAUCAACUCUAAACCACCCUAAUGGCCUCCUUCACCGGUAGCUUGGGCAUUAGACUUAACUGAAUUGGACGUCACUUUCUCCACGUGACAUAAUGUGGACAGAUAUAAAUGACGUGGUAGAAAUCGCUGUGUCCAACCCUCAGGUCUCAAGUGUGGAGUUCAUUUGGUACAGUAAUCAAGUGUUUGGGCAAAUCUUUAUUUAUUGGUUUAGAACUUCUGUACUGGGUUCUUUUUUUAUCCUUCAUCAUGAAAAUAUGACAACCAAUUUUCUUGGUCUAAAAACUUCACAGGGCCCAUAAAGCUGUGUUAUUGUGUGCAGCAGUUGCCCUUACACCUGCCACACCAAUGAGGCCUUGUUCAUUGUGUUUUAUGAGGAGAGCUCACACGUGUGAGAUCAGUGGCACUUGAAAAGAUUUUAGUCUAACUGCCCUAAAAUUAGUUUGAAAGACACUCGAGAUUUAGGCUUAAGGAGUUAUUUUGGUGUGUAUUGGAAAAUGAUAUUUCUGUACAAAAUUUAGCUAAUAUUUAGGACAGUUUUUAAUAAGGGGGCAUAAUGCAAGAAAAAGUUCUAUUAUUCUCGUUUGGCUUCCAAGUAUUUGCUCUGGCAAUCACUAGAGCUGUAGCCAACUUGAUCUCACUGUGUUUUGGUGGGCCCAAGCAUUCCUUGCAAUUGAACUAUGGUCCUUUUCCCCUUCUUUUAUCAUCAGCCUUUGAUAUAUUUUAUUCAAACAUCCCGAUUCUCAUGUAAUAGAAGUUCAUUAAAGCCUUGUAUAUUAAAGGUUGUACUUUUUUAUUGAAAGUAUUGUUAAUGUAAUGCUGAGUACAGCAUAUCCAUUAAUGGUCUAUACAGAUUUUUUUAUUGAAUGAUAAUCUUGCUGAGACCAUUAUCUAUCUAAGUCAAUGUACAAAUUGAAAUGACUAUUCAAUGAAAACAUUUUUUCUGUUAAAUUUUCAAUCGGAAGUUUUUACUUGGCAGUAUGCAGUUUUUCCCUGUUAAUGAUGGUCAAUUGUAAUUUAGUCCUUGUUGUCCUACCUUGAAAUACAAAAUCUUCUCCUUAACAAGACACAUUGGAGGUGUCACCAUAUUUCUUCUUUACAAAGCUUUAACCUUGGAAAGUCUACUCUUAGAAUUUUUCAUUACUUAAUGGAAUAAAUUAAUUUUCCUGAGCAGUCAACAUUUAACAAGAACAGUGUUAUCCCAGAAAUGCAUAUAUAUAUAUAAAUUUGCAGAUUAUAAGAUUAUUAAUUUAUAAAUUUACAAUAUUUCAUUAAGAUUUUUCAAUAUAUUGAUUUAGGUAGAUAUUGGAAAAAGUUUAAAUAAUGAAAAAUAAGAUAUUGUACAGUUGUCAGCAAAAUUAAAACUAUUAGUUGUUAUAUUUUCUUUGAGCCAGUUCUAUUCAACCAACUCUUAAGUUAGUGUCAUGUAUUCUCUCAAAAUUCAUAGACCCAUAUUUAUUUAUAAACCUUUCUACAUGUGAGAAAUCAGCAAAGCAGUUGUUAAUGUAUUUUCUUCUCUUGGGCUGCUCCUCAUUUUUAAAAUCAUCUGAAACACACCCAGCUGAUCAUUGAAAGCAUAGGACAUCUAGCAUUCUCUACUACUUUGUUGCUCUUCUGUUAACACUAAUUAUUAGAUAUUUGUAGUGGAGUGUGUGCAAGUGUGUGUGUGAGUGUGUGUGUGUGUGACCUGGGGUAGGUUGCUGUGCACAUAGGAGGACACACGGUGAUAGUUUGGGGAAAUGAGUGUCAUGCAGAAACAAUCAUGGUUGGUCUUUUUAAGUAUAUAAUGUACUGAAUGUUUCUUAGAUUUACUUGUCAAAUAUAAAUGAAAGGAAUACUCUUUAUUUAAAGUAUUUGAUAAGCAAUACAUAUCUAACAGUAGAUAUAUGUCUUGUAUUUUGGAAUUGGGAACAUCAAGUCAUACUGGUAGUAAUCGAUUUUCCUUCAUCGUUUGUAGGAAGUAACAGGACACUUAUCUUAAAAGGUCCUAGCCAUGGCUGUUAAAUUUCUUUUAAAUCUUUCCAUUUAAUGGGAUCUCAUCUUAAUUCUUUUUAAUAACUGCAUGUGUUUCACAAAUCUGCAUGACACUAGAAAGAAUUCAAGAGUAAAAGAAUAUACAGUACUUGUACAAUAUUGGACCAGGCCAACUGCAAAACUUAACAGUUGUGCAUUUGGCUUAGUAUAGCAAACUGUCAGGCUUUGCUUGUUUCCAUUCAUUUUGAAUGUGAUAUAAUUCUUAGUGUUUAUCUUCCCUUUAGCGGUCGGUCUAAACAGUUUUUUUGUUUUGUUUUGAUUUUUUUGGAAAAUGAACCUGGUUCAUGGCUAUUGUAUGUCAGAUUAGCAAAUGAAUACCAUGCUAACACAACUGCAGUUCUGAGGAUUGAUAGCAAUGGUUAUGCUGUUGUAGAAAGAGACAACCUGUCAAAACUAUUUACUAAUAGUAUAAUACAUUUAUAAAAUGGCCAUUUACUGACUCCAGAAAUGUGAUCUGAGGCGCAUUAGGUAAGAAGUAUGGCAGAUGUGUAAAUUUCAGUUGCAUGUACUUUCAUAACUUAGAAACUUUCUGCUUGGGCAAAAUUUUAGCCAAAGCAAAUAUACUUUAAAUUUGUUGAUAUUGUUUAGAUAUAAGACUUAAAUGAACUCAGGAAUUGGCAGUGUAAAGUAUAAAAAGGCAAUACUGUAUAUUUGUAUUGUGGUAAAGCCUUAUUGGGUAAUCCACAUCCAUAGAAUAAUGUGACAGUAAUAAAGUCACACAAAUUUGUGAUGAAAUUAAUCGAUAUAGAUCAUAAACAAAAAUGGUAAAGUGGAUUGUUUUAGAAUUGGUGUAAAAUAAAAAUCCGAAAGGGUCUGUGCUGUUUCAGCAUUUUUAUUCAUGUUUUACUUUCAUUGCCUUUUCAUAUUCAGUUUUAGGUAAUAAAUUGAAUAAAUUUUUUAAAAGUAUAAUUUUUCUUUUACUUUUUAAAUUCAUGAGGACAUUAUACCACAUCAGCCUUUUAUUCAGCAGGGUGGCUUGGACAUUAGUUCAGUGUUUUUACAAUAUUCAUGUGUGAGGAAAUUUGAGUGGACAGAAAGCUUAAUCAAUAUUCAGCUGCUGCUACAGUCAUUUUUCACCUGUUCUCUUGAGCACAAGAAAUUUCAGAUCACUUUUGUCAUUAUCAUUCCCAUUACCUGUAUACUAGUCACGAAACCCCAUUGGGCACAAAAUUAAGGAAUUCAUAGAUCUUAUCUAACUGAAGUUGGUAUACCAUGAUCAACUAAUGGAAGUUAAACCAUUGUAAAUAGUGUGAUUAGAUGGAGCAUGUAUACAGAUGUUACUGAACUUAAUGGCAUGGAAUUUGAGGUCCAAAUAAUAAGAGAAAUAAUUUGCCCACUUGAUCUAGAGACAUUCAAAGUUACUUUAACUUUUAUCUUAAGGAACUUUAAUACAAAAUAAUACACUGUGGCUGAAUAAUUAGGAUGUUAGACAUAAUUCUUAUCAUGGCGUGUCUUUUUCAAAACAAGAUUGCAAUAGUUACAAAACUUUGCUAAAAAUUUUUGUUUCAAGACAGUUUGAACUAACUUGAUUUUUAUCAUUUUUUCCCACCCCAUUUUACAACCUUAUAAAAGUAUUAGUAUUUUUGUCAUGUAACUCAUAGUUUUAUCCAACAAAGCUCAUCUUUCAGGUUAACAUUCUGGAAAAUUUUGAUUUUACUCCAUACAAGCAUUCAGGGUUUUCAUUUGGAAAUGAUUGAUAUCUAGCUCUCUCUGAGGCUUUGUCAAAACCAUAUUAGUUGCCACAUUUCAGAUAGAACUUGUUACAUGUUUAGGUAUGAGGGAAAUGUUGAACUUAUAUGUGAACUGUAAUUAUUUUCAUUACAUAAAAUUUAGUGAAAUUAAUUUUCAUUUAACUGGUCAUGCUCUCAUUUCCAAAGGAUACUGUGUAAUAUCUGUUAAGCAGCUCCAGGUAAUGGUUUCUUGAUUACAUUAAAAUGACAUCUUUUACAUAUAUUAAAGUAUUUCAGGAUCUAGUAGAAAUAUGUAUUGCUGAUCUUAAGUUAAAGGAUUGGGAAGAAUUGAAUUUAAAGUAAAAAUGUUGGCAGCAAUGAUUCCCAUUUACAAAUACUUACCAUUCUUAAUCUUGUAAAACUAGUAUGUUACAUUUCUCUUUACCUCAGCAUAAGAAGCUUUGUCUGUCUCAUAUAUUACUGCAUGCAAUCUAAUCACUCCGUCCAUGUACAUAUUUAGUAACCCUGGAAAUGUGAUGCAUUUCCUAGUUAUUACUCUAUCCUAACUCACAGUUCUCAAAAUUUUUUACCACAUAAAAUUAUAUUAUUUUGUUAUAUCCCUAUACUGUUUAAGUAAAUUUAUAUUUCAAAGCUUCAAACAUUGUUUGCUCUUGAUUCCAUCACUUGAUUUUCUAAUGCCUGUAACUGCAGCUGGAUUAUCCAAAAGUAUAAGUCAAAAGAUGUACAAGGCUGUUGUAUACUAAUAACUGCCACAACUGAACUUAAGAAAACCAUGUACUGCAGAGUGAACAUGAAUGACAAUUAGUAGUCUCAGAUAUGAAACCAGGAAUUAAGCAGAAGACAUCACCAGAAAGUAUCAGUUAUGUUGAGCUGAAAAUCUUAAGUCAUGAUAAAUUGCUUUAAGUUAGUAUAAUUUCAGUUUUUUCAAUGUGGUGUGUAGAAAAGCUAUUAUAAUUUCAGUUUUUUUUAUGGUGUGUAGAAAAACUUCUGUUGGACAGAGUAAAUUGCUUUUUAUCUUUUUUGUACAGUUUGACCAGAUGUACCAAAUACUUUAUUUGUUCAGUUGGCUAUUCCACUGACUUUUGAUGGAAGAUGAAAAAUUUAACACAAUUACAGUAGUUAACAUUAUUUUAAGUUUUAAGGCUUAGUAUUUGUUUUAUUUAUGUUUAAAUGACUUUAAUGUAAAUAUUUACAGUAUUUUUGUUAUAUUUCAAUUACAUUUCAACCUAUUAUGAAUUUGAUAGUAAUACAUGAGUAAUUUUAUAUUUUAUUUUAUAGAAAUAAUUCUUAUUCUGUUAAAUGUUCACUUGAGAGGUCAUUCUGAGGAAUGUGUGACAAUAAUCGUUCAUAUUCUACCGAGCCACCCUAAUGAAUUUGUGAAGACUGUGGACUUUUGAUAUGCUGUGCUCACACCAGGUUCAGGGGUGAAGUAAAUGGUAUUAUUUUCUUAAUAAACCUGUAAUAUUGAUGAAAAAUGCAAUUUAAAUAGAACUGUCUCCUGAAAAAUCCAUGUUAAGCUGUAAAAUAAUAUACAUACUUGCACAAUAAAUUAAUGUAAUAGAAUAGUUGAUGCAGCAUGUGGGGUUCUGUGAUCAAUGUUUUAUAAAAAUUACUGAAAUGAGCUGAUUUAUAUUAAAGAGAAAAUGAAUCAUAUAAAAACUUGCAAAGUGUACUGUCUUUUACUGGUCAAGAACCAGGUUUAAAUUUUUUUAUUCCAAAGUGUCAUAUAUAAAGAUCCCUCUGACUCUGUAAUAUUAGUGUUACAAAGCUCCCUCUAAAUUUCUUUUAGUAUUUUAAAAGUGAUUUUAUGAUGCAUUGGAGUUACUAAAACUACUGUAGAUCCAAUGGUUUUUCAACUAAACUAUGAAACUGGUAUGAUACCAUAUUGUGCUUUGUCAUGCAUGUCACAGAUCAGUGUUUUUUAUGGUAAGCUUUAGGAAAGUGCUACUUGUAUGUAGUGGGUUGUUCUCUAAAGAGGUCAUAUGAUAAAAGUAAGUAAACUAUCGAUGGCAGGCAUUUUCAUGAAUUACAUUUUUAAAUGAUAAUUAAGGUUUGUGAAAUAGCUUGUCAUUGUACAAUUUUACUUCUUUCAGGAGCAACUUAUUUUAUUGGAGGGGCAAUGGAACGUUUGGGUGUAAAUGUACAUUGCAUUUUUAAAUUUGUUUUGGGGAUGUCAUUAUCAUUUAGUAUUGGGAUUAUAGGGAGAUUAUUGGUUAAGGGUUCUUUAUAUUUUAAAGUCUGUGAAGUCCCUAGUCAGCAGAUCUUCAGGUAUACUCUGGUGACAGUUUGCAACAUUACUUCAUAACAUAGGCUACAAAUGACUGCCAUCAAAAUUUGUCAACUUUCUUUCUGAGAUUUUCUAUUGCAAAGUCUCCCAUUAAAAGUUUUAUAUAUAUAUAAUAUAUAUUAUAUAUGCAGGACCUCUUAUAGAGGCUCUCGUGAACAAAUGUUGACGCUUUAUAUUUGUAGCCAACUUUCUGUUGCUGUUUUGUAAGGCAUAAUAUGUAGUGAGAAUGUUUGUAACUGGUUUUGGAUUAGAUGUGUCAUGUCCUCAUUAACACUGGAGGGUUGUCUGCUCCAGUGAGUCCGCUUGUGCCGGCUCCUCGGUACAUGACCGUUGCACCGCAUUAGCCCCACCCACUCAGGCAGUCUGCGUCACAUUGUGCUAUUAAUGUAUUGUGAAAAUCUUAGUAGAAUCAUUCCAUCUUGUUAGUUAGCAAGUGUAAACCAAAAAAUUUGCUCACUCUUAAGGUACAUCAAGAAGAGGAAAAGCAACUGCCUGAUACUUUUUACAAUUUGAAUUAUUUAACUUCUCAAUGAUUACACAACUACCACUGGAAGUAAUCACCAUAUUGCAUCAUUCAUGUAUUCAUACCAUUCAUUUUUUAUCCCCAUGCACUUGUAUACAGCACAUCAUCAAGUAACUGCACUUCACCUCCUCUUCCCCUCUUAGAUUAUAAGCAAACUCCAUCAUGUCACUCAAUGUUAAAUGGAUAACUACACUGACUGGCAUAUAUCGCAAUACAUCUCUUGCAUAUUAAUUCAUCAUCUACAGUUUUCACACUAUGGUAACAACUUCAUCUGGUUACUUUACUCAAAGUAAUCUGCUCUUUUGCAACAAAUCAUUGUGAAGUAAUACCUCUUAAAAUUCAUUUCCCAAGCACAAACAUGACUUUUGAGCAGAUACUUCCCCCCUCCCUUUUUUUUUUAAUAAGCCAUGAUGUUACCUUAAAAGCUAAUGAUUUCCUUAUUAAAAGAAGCACUUUAGGGUUUAUUGGUCUACUGGAGUGAUGUAGGGUAUUACACUGUAGCAAUGUGUUUAGUUUUUUUUCUUCUUCUUCUUUUUAAUAAUAGUGUUGCUGCUCUACUUUGGAGCCUGUCCUCAAUCAUGACCUGAAGUAGUCUGUAGUAAGGCUAUUUUUCAUUAAGCAACUAAAUUCACUCUGUGAAGCCCAGGUUUUAUAUGGGAUUUGUGGAAGUGAUUUGAUUAGUUAAGUCAAAAUAGUUUUAAAUAAUUUUUAAGUUAUGACCCAACUUUAAGGGUCAGCUAUGAAGUGUCAUAGCUGUAGGGGCAGCUAGAGCCAAGCUUGAGGAUGGGCUAAUAAUGACCAAGUAUUGCAGCACAACUAGAAAGUGGUCUGACUCCAUGGGAACCUGGGCUAGUGGCGGUGACGGUCCUCAGCAGUACAAAGUGUCUCCCGUGCCCCGUGCAAUGGUCAUUAUCAUUAUUACUCUCCACGUCAAUUCACCAACCAGUCCUCACCUGACCACGCGGUAGCACACGCGUCUAGACAUUUAGUGAGGUUAGAAAUUCAGUAAUAAAAUAUUGCAGAUUAAA